Klebsormidium nitens is the source of this 681-nucleotide messenger RNA. NCBI's taxonomy places the organism in Eukaryota, Viridiplantae, Streptophyta, Klebsormidiophyceae, Klebsormidiales, Klebsormidiaceae. The record is from the annotation of a GenBank genome assembly.
AUGAAGCAGCAAAGCAAUCAAGCGUCGGUCGCGAAGUACAGGACGAGUUUGAGAAGAGAGCGGGCUAUAUUUCGCGCUCCCCAUAUCGCGAAGUACCGCGCUCUUGCCUUGACUGCCGUGCCAGAACCCCCCGAGCCCGAAGCACCGAGGUACACGCCGCCUCCGAUCUCGUGGCUUCUAGCGGACGCUCAAUUCACCCCCAACGAGGUGAAGUCGAGGUUCGGCUCGGGGGAGAUCCAACUGAGUCACUCGUCUUGGUCCCUCAAGUUUCAUCCAGACAAGGUCGAGGGAAGAAGCGCGAACCAUCUAGAGGACUUUCAACGGCACUACAGCCACAAGCUACGUGGCAUUGAGAAGGGAGAAGUGGAACGGUCUCACAGAGCGAUCCAGGCUCUCUACGCUACCGAGUUGUUUGCGCCUUUGAAUGAGCAACGUUUCAAGCCCGGACUCAUCGCUCAGAAAGCAGGGGGGGUGCUUUGGAAGGCUUGGCUGAACGUGGAGGCUGCACUCGUCACAGAUUAUACGGUGUACCUACAGAGACUCGCUGAGUUUGAGGAACAGAUGGAGCGUUCGAAGGAGUUGCUCGAUGCAGCAAGGAAGGCUUGGGUUGAAGUUAAACUCGAGAGAAGGUUCCGAUUGUCGAAGGCCUUUCGAAGGUGCCACACCUCGCUUGACAAGUAG